Colletotrichum aenigma is the source of this 474-nucleotide messenger RNA. RefSeq names its product PI-PLC X domain-containing protein 1. The record is from RefSeq and is a predicted model, not a curated record. Gene Ontology annotation, biological process: lipid metabolic process. The transcript has 3 exons. Bases 1 to 474 code for a protein of 157 amino acids. NCBI's taxonomy places the organism in Eukaryota, Fungi, Ascomycota, Sordariomycetes, Glomerellales, Glomerellaceae. Gene Ontology annotation, molecular function: phosphoric diester hydrolase activity.
AUGGAUAAAAUUGCUUUCACGCCAAACAAGAAACUUACCGUCAAUUCGUGGCCCACGCUCGGCCAGCUAAUUGAUAAUAAUAACAGACUUGUUGUCUUCAUGGAUUACCCCGAAAAGCCUAGGCGCGAGAAGUGGAUUAUGGACUGGUUCAGCUACUCCUGGGAGACACCAUAUGGCGAACUGGACAGCAACUUCCCUCACUGCAAGCGCGACCGGCCACAACGGGACAUCGAUGAAUCAAAGUAUAUGUACCUGAUCAACCAUGUCUGGAACAUAGCCAUGGGUGCGAGGUUUGAGGGAGAGACUGUCAAGAUUCCCACCAGACUCGCGGCAAAUAUUACCAACUCGAUGGACUCAAUCAGUCGACAAGUCAAGCUUUGCAAGGCGAAGUGGGGAAAGAUACCCAACGUCAUUCUGCUCGACUUCAUUGAUGAUGGGGACGCCAUCAAGGCGCAAGAUCAUUUCAACUCUUGA